This is a messenger RNA of Amoebophrya sp. A120, 4253 nucleotides long. Lineage: Eukaryota; Dinophyceae; Syndiniales; Amoebophryaceae. The record is from the annotation of a GenBank genome assembly.
CGGCGAUCGACGGCACGCAGGCUGAGCAGCAGGCGGAAAUCGCGCGGAAAUUCUACGAAACCAACAACAUGUGGCAGGACCAGCAGAUUCUGCAGGAGUUGGUGAAUGGGGGCACGUGUCUCGGCGGCCUUUUACGGUGGAUCCCCGGCAUGCACCAAGCGGGCAAGGGACGCGUCACCUGCCUCAGCAAGCUGCACCACUGGAUCAAGCUGCUGGGCUACUGGCGGUGCCGCUUCAACCGCACAGCAACGAACUUGUCUCCCAAGGAAAACCUGUACAUUCCCAUGGAGGACCUGACGGGCAUUGUGUCCCGGAUGGCGGACGCGUUCGCCUCGCUCAUGGACUUCCAGAUCCAGAACCUGCUCGACGCCGGGGCGAAGAAAGAGGUGGAGCUCUUGAUUUUUGAGCGGGACGGCGGGAUGAAGGCAACGGAAGUGCGCGUCGACCCCAAUGCCACCGUGGAAAGGCAAGUACGGCAGGACGUCAAGAAGUUCUGUCAGACCCAAAGGAACAAAAAGAGGCAAAGAGCGCUAGAGGAGGAAGAGGAGCAAAAACAUCAGCAGGAUCAUGUAGUCGAACAAGGUGACGCACGACUUUCUCAGCCGGAGAGGAACGAUGAAGAGUUUAUUGCUCAGGGCGAGUUCCGGAAGAACAAAACGCUGGCGUUGAAGAUGUCAUCUACAACUCACCAGCAACUCCCUCGAGGUCGAGAGGAAAUAGUAGAUGUAGACGAAGGUGGUCCUUCUAGAAGGUUGACCACGUUGAACAGCGACGACCAAGCGAACAAGAACGUCUCCCUCCUGAUGCUAAAAAAGACUGAUAUGUUCGAAAACGUCCUCGACGAUUAUUACGCGGAAAGCGGAUCCAAAGACAUGGAGGGCGGCGAGAAAGAAGAUCUGGUCGACGAAACCACACUGCUCAUUGAAGGACAGAACGGACGAUUUCGAAACGCACAGAAAACCGCCAUCGUAGAAACCGUGCCCUCGAAGGGCGACCUGCAAGAAUUCAUCGACUUGCGAAGGGAACGUUCCGAACAAUAUCGAAGAGAACAUGGAACUACAGCGAACAUGGAACUAGAGGUGGACCGCGAGAACCAAAACUACCUCGCCUACAGCCCCGCGGGGCGAGUCAGCAUGUACGACAUUUCGGGCAGAAAUUCUUUCGCUUCGAAGGACGGGACUUCUCUGGAGGACCCGUCCAGCAAACAGAGCUUUUCUUAUGGGUGGAGAAGACACCGUCACUGGUCGCAUCCUGUGUCGCUUUCGUUAUCUCUUGCAUAUUUUUUCUUUUUGCAGUCACCAGUGUCAAAAGAGUGAAAGUUCAAUUAAGGUUCUGCGCAAUUUCUACAGCAUACAACAAGGGCCGGCCGACUCGGCAGCUUGCGUGUCAUCUUCAUAGGUACCGAUUCGACAAGAAGUAAACCCGAAAACAAGCGUCGCUUUGUCAAGGAGUUGAAAGCAUCAACCUUCCGAUAUCACAGGGUUUAGACUGAGCCUUCUUCCAUUUCAUACGGCAAGGUCCAGCAAAGAAACCGUUGUGGACCUCCCAGGCGCGAAUUCCCCGAAUACGGUUGCUGUUCACGCUCCUUUCAACAAAGAGGAAGAGCCCAGCAAAGACGCAAAUACGAUGUUCCACAGUUCGAAGGACCACAAGGACGGGGAGAAUAGUAAAGCGGCACCGGAACAACAGCAGCUACAAGACGAAAACAUAGCUGAUGCUGCUUUUGCUGGCUCUGGCGGAGAACAACUACAUGCCACCAAAUCGAAGUCGAAAAAGAAGAAAGACCACAAAAACCCGCCCGCGGCGAAGACCAAGGAGCAGGACGAAGAAGCGGAGCGCAUUAAGAAGGAACAUUUGCUGGCGCGGUUGCGGGAGCGACUGAAGGAGAUAACGGAAAGGGACGCCAUUUCCGGGAAGAAGCGCGAGGUUGACCUGUUGAACCGAUUAGAGGACCUGCACUACGAGGGCGAGCUUGCCAUGGAGGAAAACGAGGAACUACUGAUGUACAUCUGUGCGACUUUGCAGAACUUUGACACCCUCUGCACGGCGUUCGAAGACCUGGAACGGCUACUGGCGAAUUGGCGCGAAGACAUUUUGCCAAAAAUUCUCGCUCGGGACCGCUUCAUGGCGAUCACGAGAGCGCGUCGGGCGAAAAACGAAGAGCAACGGUUGCUGCACUUCAAUCACGGAGGUCAAGACCUUCUACCAGGAGGUGAUCACGCUGGGAACAAAAACGAUCGUCGUGGCGGCCGCGGUCAAGAAAAUAUCUUCGAGGGAGGUCCUCAACAUUCAGGCGAUCUGACCGCGAAGAACGGAAAAAUUUUUGAUUACAACCGAGCGGGGCGGCAGCGCGACAGUUGCGUGUGUACGGGACCACUGGAUUUUCACGAUCCCAGGGACGUCCACUUGCUAAACCCGAACCGGCGCUCCAUUUCCAACGCGAGCACGUACGGUGACGACCGCGCGGAAGACCGCCGGUCGGAGGUCUCUGUGUUUCUUCCGGAACAAGCACGAGCUGAUGAUAUAACUGCGAACAAUCUUCAAGAAGAUGGCGGAGGACCAUCGAACCCAAAUACAAGGAACUACACCGAGGUCCAACUGAAAGCGCUGGACGUUACCGGCGGACUGCCGCCGUUGUCGGCUGAGACCCCCCCGACAAGCACUGACAUCCCCUGCGGGAGUAAUUCGCUGAUUCUACGGGAGUUGGAGUCCAUGCGCAAGGAGCACGGCCUGGAGCACGUGGAUUUGUACGAGGACGAGGUGCGUCGAGCAGGAGCAAAUGCCGGCAGCAGACCCUCCAGACACGGCCAGAUUGUUGGCCGCCUUGACCAUCAGCGUAGAGGUGGACCAACGAGAGGCACUUCUGCUGCCCGCCCGACCCGCUUUGGGCAGCUGCACGUAGAUCAAAAUCACUGCGUGACGCUGCCGGCUAGUUCGCAAUUAAUGGAGGACGAUCCGCGCACCCGUCACGCCUUUGGGCUGCUCCCAACGCUACUUUCCGUCGCUGCGAAGCAGAAAGAAGAGGCGGAACUGGACCGAUUGAUGUUGAGCACGAACGGUGGGGCUGGGCGAGGUGAUGGGGCAGCAGCACAGGAAAACUACAUGGUAGAUCCACUGCAAGUUGUUGAAGACAAUGACAAAUCGAAUUACGCCACCAAUGCAGGAAAAAUUGUUUCUCCGAUUCGAAAAUUGUUCCGUCUGGAGUCAAAUCAGCAGUCCCCGGACCGGUUAAAUGGCGGACGGGCAGUCGCAGCACAUGGUCCCCCUCACGACCGGGGACAAACCCCCUGUGCCAUCUUCAAAAAGCAGGUGGAUGCUACUACAUCAAACGUGGAUCGUUCUUGCAUCAACACAACCCGCCCUACCGACGACGAAUUUGGUGCCAUGCCACCGGCGCUAGUGCAGGGUAAUUACGAACAGACUACUGACCCGGACAUCUUGAUGAAUGACGACACACAGUCCAUUGACUGUCAGGUAACCUACUCCUGGCGGUUCACGCACUUUCUGGGUUCUCUGUCCUACUUACUGGAAGACUGGAGUGGGUUGGCCGAGCAAUUGCUCCGCUUGUCUCUUCCGCAAGAUUGGAACACGGUGCACCAAUUCAAGAAGCGCCUGAUUCAAUGCCGCUUGCACUCUCUGGAAUGGAAGUGAAUCGCGUUAGGGAGGUACAGGUUGUGGUGGAACGAUUGAUCAUCAUGCCUCGGCUCCGCGUGCGGCAUGAUGAAGUUGGGGAGGAGCAUAGCUAAAUAGGCACGAUAGAGGGCUCAUCGUUUAGCUGUGACCCUGUAUUUCUUGCUGUUUAUGUAGUUUUACUUGAAGUUGAAUGAAAAUCAAAAUCCCUCUGGGAGGACGGGGGGUUCUCGGGUUUUUCCAAAUGUAAAUAUAAAGAUAACGACGCUGCGCUGUCAGUGCCUUACAGUACUACUACCACGACGUAAUAUGAAUAUGGAUAGAUAGGAUGUGAAUGUACAACAGCUUCUCCGAAGGAGAACUGGAAAAUCAGAGGAGUGAUCUAAAUUUUCGGUAAAAACCGAUCGUCUUGACCGAUCAACAAUUUUUCGUUCUUUAUGCGCAACGGAACGUUUUUCACGACAGUUUUUCUUUUUAUGCAGCUGGCGCACAGUAGGAACCCCGACGGAAAAUGAACGAAAUAAAGGACGAACGACAUCUUUUUUAUCUGGUGUUGGAAGCAGUUGCGAUUAAUUAUUUACUUCUUGAAGUUGAAAAUAAGACGCAUGGAUAUCAAUGCGAAC